GUUUCUCUUCGGUUGUGUCAGCACCAUCACUAAAAAAAAAUAUAUUGUAAAGAUUCCCUGUGCCAGCCAUGAUAAAAGACAAAGAAGCAUUUCAGAGGCUCAGCUUCCUCUACCAGGCAGCGCACUGCGUCCUUCGGCAGAACCCAGAGAACCAGGAACUGGCUCGCUUUUAUUGCCACACGCAGAACAGCAUCAGCCGACGGCUUGUGUUAAGACAGGAUCCAUCUGUGAAAAGAACCAUCUGCAAAUCUUGCUUCUCCCCUCUCGUCCCUGGAGUCAGCUCCACUGUGCGCCAGAGAAAGCACCGUCAUCAGCGAUGGACCGUUGUGCGUUGUCUCAACUGUGGCCUCACCAAGCGUUUCCUCAGCAACCCUGACUACAAGUUGUGGUCAGAGCAACCUGAGGCAUUGCUGGAGAAGCAAACACCCCCUAGUGAAGGAGCAAAAGCUUCAGGCCAGACCCCCAGCUCAGUGCAACAGGCCUCCCGAGCAGAGAAGGCAACACCACCUGCAAGUUCUGGACCUCACAGCCGUGCCUCUGAGGAGACGACAGCAGGCACCAAAUCUAAAGGGAAGAAGGGGAAAGGAACUCUUCCUGGUCAGGCAGUCAACUGUGGCUUAGUAGCAAAUGCAUAAGCCCCAAGUCGGGGCAGAAGAGUCAAAUGUGGUUAAUACGAUUAUUGGCUGUGGAGAAAGGACCCUGGAUUGUUUGGAAACUAAAACCUAACUGGCUAACCCGUGGGACUUGAAUGGCUCAGGUGAUUUGAGUUCAGUGAUAACAGACCUCUUCUGCUAGCUUUGAGGCACCAGUAAGAGAGUGGCCGCAGCCCAUAGCGGCCUAGUGAAUACCACGGCCGGCAUUUCUUUUCUCCCGCCAUCUCCAUAGUUUGAGGUUCGUUUUCCACCUGGAGGGGUGUCUGCACUUAGGAGCUGUUGGAGACCAGGAGAUUUUGGCGAACUCCUUCCCAUUGGAACUUGAGGUGAAGCGAUGAUGGGGAAAUAGCUUCCUAUCCGAUCUCAUGUACAACGCUCUAUGUA
This is a messenger RNA of Lacerta agilis (Sand lizard), 1037 nucleotides long. It is a transcript of the gene RPP21, whose product is annotated as ribonuclease P/MRP subunit p21. NCBI's taxonomy places the organism in Eukaryota, Metazoa, Chordata, Lepidosauria, Squamata, Lacertidae. The record is from RefSeq and is a predicted model, not a curated record. Gene Ontology annotation, biological process: tRNA processing. Gene Ontology annotation, cellular component: nucleolar ribonuclease P complex. Bases 69 to 635 code for a protein of 188 amino acids. The transcript is spliced from 5 exons.